AUGGAUGUGGAUAAAGUGAAAAAAACGUAUAGAAAGCACACGAAAGAGGAGCGAAAACUUGAAAAAAAGCGUUAUAGAGAACGUAAAAAAGCGUUAAAACGCUCUAUUAAKAAUAGCAUUGGAAUCCAGGCAGAAGUAGAACCUGUAAAGAUUUGUGCGGGUCCGUCAGAGGAUAAGGGUYGCGACAACAAAGGUGCAGAGUUGUCACAGCAUAUCAGAGGYCAGAGGUUGGUUUCUUUAGCGAGAAAUAUAUCCCCGCCGAAAGAUAAAGCUGCCGAAACCGUUGCCCGUUCGCGCGACCACGUGUUCAAAAGCGAACGUUCUCUUGCAAUACCCCAAAUUAGAAGGGAAGAUUUAACAGAGCAAACCCCUGAUACUUCUAUUGGUGGUGGAAGUUACGGAGCUUGUUUCAAAAGUUUUUACCGUGGUAACAUACCUGUUGUUGUUAAGCAGUUAAAGAACACUGUUCAUCACAGCCAAGCAAUGAACGAAGCCCGGGCAAUGGUAUCGAUACAGGGAAAAGAGCAUCACCCGUCACUACCUUUAUUAAUUGGGGUCAACUUCAAAAUUCGGCCUUUUUUAAUUGUUUCGCAGUUUCUCGGCGACAACAAUGGUACCUAUACCUUAGGAUUSGCAGUCAAAGAAUCCCUUAUUAAGUCAUCAGAUCAUUGGUUGUCAGUUCUCAURGAACUGAGCAAAGCACUUGGCUUUAUUCAUGCUCAGGGUUGGCUUCACAAUGACCUAAAGCACAAUAAUGUAGUUUUGCACUCCAAAAAGUCAAAUGAGUGGAAACCAGUUAUAAUCGAUUUCGGCAAGAGCGUUCGAAAAUCCCAGGCUUUGCCUAGCAAAUCAAAAUACAAAGAACCAAGGUUGUUCUAUUGGAUCGCACCAGAAGUAUUAGAGUGCCGAAGUCCACCCACAGUCGAGAGCGAUGUCUUUGCCUUGGGACACAUCAUCAAGAAUGUCACCCGAAAUGCCAUGAAGAUAAAACGCCCCGAACUAUUUUCGUCUUGUCUGGCUACAGAUCCUCGUGAUYGUCCYCAUAGCGCACAAGCAGUGGCAGCGUCACUGAGCGAAUUUAGAAGAAACAAUUUAAGAUAA
Molecule: messenger RNA, 1101 nt
Organism: Exaiptasia diaphana
Lineage: Eukaryota; Metazoa; Cnidaria; Anthozoa; Actiniaria; Aiptasiidae
Product: serine/threonine/tyrosine-protein kinase HT1
Exons: 2
Coding region: 1-1101 (366 amino acids)
Biological process (GO): protein phosphorylation
Molecular function (GO): ATP binding; protein kinase activity
Source: RefSeq, a predicted model, not a curated record